AUGCAAUCGCGGGCUUCCGUCGAGAUGCACGGAUUCUGUGAUGCUAGCACACCAGCUUACGCCGCGUGCUUAUAUUUGCGGUCGGAGGCCAAUGGCAACGAUGAAGCACAUCUACUCUGCGCUAAGUCUAGAGUAGCUCCCUUUAAAGCUUUAACAAUACCAAAUUUAGAACUUUCAGCAGCGUGUUUAUGGGCUGAGCUUAUCGUAAACGUUAAGGAAACCAUAGGUUUUGAUUGCAGUUUUCACUGCUGGUCGGACUCGUCUAUUGUGUUGGCUUGGAUUCGGCAACUUCCGAGGGAGUUCAACGUAUUUGUGUCUAAUAGAAUCGCGAAAAUCCAGGACAUGACGACAGGAAUGACUUUGCAUCAUGUUCCAACAGACUUGAAUCCGGCGGAUGUGGUAUCGCGUGGAUGUACCCCCAAAGAAUUGCUGGAGCACUCCCUUUGGGCAAAUGGACCUCCAUUUCUACUGAAAGGAGCGUCGAACUGGCCCUCCCUAUUAGAUGCAGUAAAUAACCUUCCGGAACGGCGUUCCACGGCGCUAAUUGGAACCGUUGGCACUGACAUAUCUAUCAACUGCAAGUUUCUCAACUCAUUCGACAAGUUGAAGCGUGUUUUCGCGUACAUUUAUCGAUUCAUUUCAAAUUGCAGAGCCAAAUCAUUACCUUCAACCAUCUAUCUUACCGUUGACGAGAUCAGCUUCGGAACCGUUCUGCUUCUAAGGAGCAUUCAACAGGUUCACAUAGCGGUGGAGUAUGAGGUUCUUAGCCAAGGCAAGCCUUGUCCACCGAAGAGAAAGUUGAUUUCUCUGAGGCCAAUACUUAGCUCUGAGGGUUUACUUCGUGUUCGUGGAAGGCUUCAAAACGCGAGCUUGGACUACGAGGCUAAGCAUUCGAUAUUGUUACCCAAGGAUCAUCCGGUCACCAGAGCGAUUAUCGGCUAUUAUCAUGAGAAAUACUUCCACGCAUGCUUUCGGAUGAAGCCUGUGGCUUGGGAACACGUGUUGGGUAGCCUGCCAGCAGAUCGAGUUCAGCCUAACCCAGCUUUUCACACCACAGGAGUGGACUAUUGUGGACCGUUCUAUCACAAGUCAGAGGCCCGGAACAAAGCACCCUACAAGUGCUACAUCGCCGUCUUUGUCUGCUUUUCGACGAAGGCUGCGCACUUGGAAGUCGUCCAGGAUCUCACAACGGAUUCUUUCAUUGCAGCUUUGAGAAGAUUCGUUAGCCUUAGAGGCAGUCCACGUACUAUUUGUAGUGAUAAUGCGACAAACUUUGUUGGCGCUAAACGAGAGCUAGCGGAACUGAAGGAGUUAUUUUUGAGCGAACCCAUGUGA
Molecule: messenger RNA, 1335 nt
Organism: Drosophila elegans
Lineage: Eukaryota; Metazoa; Arthropoda; Insecta; Diptera; Drosophilidae
Exons: 1
Coding region: 1-1335 (444 amino acids)
Molecular function (GO): nucleic acid binding
Source: RefSeq, a predicted model, not a curated record